Melanotaenia boesemani (Boeseman's rainbowfish) is the source of this 2656-nucleotide messenger RNA. It is a transcript of the gene tec, whose product is annotated as tec protein tyrosine kinase. Gene Ontology annotation, biological process: intracellular signal transduction; peptidyl-tyrosine autophosphorylation; adaptive immune response. The coding region runs from base 253 to 2187 and encodes 644 amino acids. Gene Ontology annotation, molecular function: non-membrane spanning protein tyrosine kinase activity; protein binding; ATP binding. NCBI's taxonomy places the organism in Eukaryota, Metazoa, Chordata, Actinopteri, Atheriniformes, Melanotaeniidae. The transcript is spliced from 18 exons. The record is from RefSeq and is a predicted model, not a curated record.
CCCUGCUGACUUCAUUCCUUUUAACGCGCGCACACGUUUUUGCAUUAGUUCGGUACGAGGAAGUCCGCGUAUGUGUGUGCGUGUGUGUGGGUGUGCGCGUGUGUCGUCUGUCUUCAUUUCCUGACUGACAUGCGGGACAAAUGCCCAGCGGAGAACUGAGCAGAAGCCGGAGGAUGAAGGGUGAAGGUUAACUCCAUUCCUGUGCAUUGUUACAACAUCAACCAAUGGGCAGAAAUCGUGGAUGGGACUAGAAUGAGCGGCGAACUGCUGUUGGAGGAGACGCUGAUCAAGCGUUCGCAGCAGAAGAAAAGGACGUCUCCGUUAAACUACAAGGAAAGACUGUUUGUUCUCACCAAGACCAGGCUAACAUACUACGAUGGAAGACCCGAGAAGAAGUUCAAGAGGGGCUCGAUUGAACUGAGCCGCAUCAGAUGCGUAGAGAUAGUCAAGAAUGGAGGUGGGAGCAUCCCUUGCAACUACAAAUACCCAUUUCAGGUGGUGUACGACACCAACACCCUCUAUGUGUUCGCUCCAAGCCAGAACAGCAGAAGUCUCUGGGUCCAAAGUCUAAAGGAAGAAAUCAAAGACAAUACAGUGGUGUUCAUGAAGUUUCACCCCCAGUUAUGGCAGGAGGGGGUGUGGCUCUGCUGUCGCCAGGCAGAAAAACAGGCGCUGGGCUGUGAGGAAUACAACCUGUUUGGAGACAUCACCAGAAAACCUUUACCCCCAAUUCCUGGAGAAGAAAAUAAACGACGGCCUCCUCCUGACCCCCCUUUGUCUGAGGAGUAUGAGGAUGAGGAUGCAGAUGAAGAUGACGACAACAAUGAUGAAGAGGUGGUUGUGGCUCUGUACAACUUCCCGGGAGCUGAGCCACAUGACCUGAGCCUGGUAAAAGGAGACGAGUACGUCAUCCUGGAUAAAUGUGACGUCAACUGGUACAAAGCUCGUAACAUGUACGGCGAAGAAGGCUACAUCCCAAGUAACUACAUAACAGAGAAGACGUCUGGAAACCUGGAGCAGUAUGUAUGGUACAGUAAGCAAGUCAACAGAAACAAGGCUGAGGAGCUGCUGAGAACACAGGACAAAGAAGGAUCCUUCAUCGUCAGGGACUCCAGCACCCCAGGAGCCUACACCGUCUCUCUUUAUGCCAAGUCUUUAGCAGGAGAGGGGAGUGCAGCUAUAAAACAUUAUCAUAUCAAGGAGAUAGAAGGCUCGCCUAAGCAGUUUUACCUGGCUGAGAAACACCUGUUCAACUCCAUUCCUGAACUGAUCGAGUACCACAAACACAACGCAGCAGGUCUGGUAGCCAGGUUGAGAUAUCCCGUAGGAAAACAAGACAAAUCCGCACCAUCCACCGCUGGUUUUAGUUACGAGAAGUGGGAGAUCAACCCGAGUGAGCUGACCUUCAUGAAGGAGCUGGGCAGCGGCCAGUUCGGCCAGGUCAAGCUCGGCAAGUGGAGGGCUCAGCACAAAGUGGCCAUCAAGGCCAUCAGGGAGGGAGCCAUGUAUGAGGAAGACUUUAUCGAGGAGGCCAAAAUCAUGAUGAAACUGUCCCACCCUAAGCUGGUGCAGCUGUAUGGUGUGUGCAGCCAGCAGAAACCCAUCUACAUCGUCACAGAGUUCAUGGAGCAUGGCUGCCUGCUGAAUUUCCUAAGGCAGCGGCGGGGCAGCUUCAACCUGGAGUCCUUGUUGAGUAUCAGCCUGGAUGUCUGUGAGGGCAUGGAGCACCUGGAGGUCAACGGCUUCAUCCACAGAGACCUGGCGGCCAGAAACUGUCUGGUGAAUGAUGCUCUGGUGGUGAAGGUGUCUGACUUCGGCAUGACCAGGUACGUGUUAGACGACCAGUACACCAGCUCAUCAGGCGCCAAAUUUCCAGUAAAGUGGUCGCCCCCUGAAGUUUUUAACUUCUGCAAAUACAGCAGCAAGUCGGACGUCUGGUCUUACGGUGUGUUGAUGUGGGAGGUGUUCACAGAAGGCCGGAUGCCGUUUGAAAAGAAUCCCAAUCACCAGGUGGUGAUGUUGGUGUCUCAGGGUCAACGUCUGUACAGACCCAAGCUGGCCACUCCUGCCUUGUACGACAUCAUGCAGCUGUGUUGGCACGAGAGACCAGAGGAACGUCCUUCCUUCUCUCAUCUUUGUACCAUGCUUUCUGACACGUUAGAGGAGGACAUCCUGCCCCCAACCUGAUCAAUCAGCCUUUUCCGCCUUCACGCUACCUGAAGCAGCCGCUUUAAUGGCGCUCUACAGCCGUGGUGUCCUGCUGUGGAGACAACAGCAGUAUAAUGGUGCUUCAUUAUGGACCAAUCACAAAGACAAGAUAAACCAGCUGAUGCCAUCCAACCAAUCCCAUCUGCUUUACAAUGCAGCUCUCAGCACAUGCUGCAUUUUCUUUCAGGAUGGCUGACGUGAACUGAAUAAACCAAGUUAGAAAGUUUCUGCCAACGCACCUCCAGCUGAAUCCAUCCAACCUUCUGGAUCUGCCUGUUAUUUGUUUCUUUUCCAAUAAAAAAGGCACAAAAGAAAUCCUUUUAUGAAGAUGAAGUUGAGGAAUCUCAAAGUCAUCAUGAUGUCUUAUUGUUUGUUUGGUUGACACACAUUUCUGUUUUUAUGUCAAUUCAAAGACAUUCUGAACUUUAAUAUUAAAAUACUCUAACGA